Miniopterus natalensis is the source of this 2213-nucleotide messenger RNA. RefSeq names its product G protein-coupled receptor 52 (gene GPR52). Gene Ontology annotation, cellular component: membrane. The record is from RefSeq and is a predicted model, not a curated record. Gene Ontology annotation, molecular function: G protein-coupled receptor activity. NCBI's taxonomy places the organism in Eukaryota, Metazoa, Chordata, Mammalia, Chiroptera, Miniopteridae. Gene Ontology annotation, biological process: G protein-coupled receptor signaling pathway.
UCCCGAAGCUGAUCCUGAGACACUCAGGUGCAGAGUGGAACAGAUGCUGGCAGGGCACUGGCUUGCUGUAGCCAAGGCUGCAGGUUGCUUCAAUUGCAAGCCAUGAAUGAAUCCAGGUGGACUGAAUGGAGGAUCCUGAACCUGAGCAGUGGCCCUGUGAAUGUGUCCGAGCGUCACUCCUGCCCACUUGGAUUUGGCCACUACAGUGCUGUGGACAUUUGCAUCUUUGAGACAGUUGUUAUUGUCUUGCUGACAUUUCUGAUCAUUGCUGGGAACUUAACGGUCAUCUUUGUCUUUCACUGUGCUCCACUUCUACACCAUUAUACCACCAGCUACUUCAUCCAGACGAUGGCAUAUGCUGAUCUUUUCGUUGGAGUUAGCUGCUUGGUUCCUACUCUCUCACUUCUCCACUACUCCACAGGUAUCCACGAGUCAUUGACUUGCCAGGUUUUUGGAUAUAUCAUCUCGGUUUUAAAAAGUGUUUCUAUGGCAUGUCUUGCUUGCAUAAGUGUGGAUCGCUAUCUGGCAAUCACCAAGCCUCUCUCCUACAAUCAACUGGUCACCCCUUGUCGACUGAGAAUUUGCAUCAUUUUAAUCUGGAUCUACUCCUGCAUAAUUUUCUUGCCUUCUUUCUUUGGCUGGGGGAAACCUGGUUACCACGGUGACAUUUUUGAAUGGUGUGCCACCUCUUGGCUCACCAGUGCCUAUUUUACUGGCUUUAUUGUUUGUUUACUUUAUGCUCCUGCUGCCUUUGUUGUCUGCUUCACUUACUUCCACAUUUUCAAAAUUUGCCGGCAGCACACCAAAGAGAUACAUGACCGGAGGGCCCGGUUUCCUAGCCACGAGGUGGAUGCCUCUGGAGAGACAGGACACAGCCCUGACCGUCGCUACGCCAUGGUCCUGUUUCGGAUAACAAGUGUAUUUUACAUGCUGUGGCUCCCCUACAUUAUUUACUUCCUUCUGGAAAGUUCCAGAGUCUUAGACAAUCCAACACUGUCAUUCCUAACAACUUGGCUGGCUAUAAGUAAUAGUUUUUGUAACUGUGUAAUAUACAGCCUUUCCAACAGUGUUUUCCGGCUAGGCCUCCGAAGGCUGUCCGAGACAAUGUGCACAUCUUGCAUGUGUCUGAAGGAGCAGGACACACGAGACCCCAAGCCCAGGAAACGUGCUAAUUCCUGCUCCAUUUGAAGAGAACUGCUUAGUAAAUCAAGUGUAACUGACAGUGGUUUUGGAUCAUAGUCUUGAUUCGUCUGGAAAUUUGCCACUAGAGAAAUAUUUACUUGAAUAGUUGACUAUGAGAUGGAAGGGACUAAAGGUUUCGGGUUUUUUUUUUCUUUUUUCAUGGAGGAAAAAACUAAAGGAAUGGAUGUAUAGAAAGUAAUCUCAUGAAAUAAUUAUAGCAUGUGAGUAUCAGUAUGCAGUAAUAGGAAAUGUUUAGCGCUGAGAAUGACAAAAGUGUUUCAGAUCUGCCACAGGAUGUGAGCAAAGCCCCUUGGUGUCUGUUUCUCUGACCAAACUCUCUCCUCUGUCUUUGUCUCUUAUUCUGUCUCUGUCUCUGUCUCUCUCACUCUCAUUUUGUCUGUGGAAAUUACUUACAUCAAUUACCCUCUAUAGAAAACUGCUACAUAUUAUAUAUGUGGCAAAGUAUAAUCUUUGGCAUCAAAGUGUACUUUUAGACUCACUGAUCUGAAAUCCGUAAGUGGUCUCUCAUGGAUGCAGAGUAAACAUUGUAUGUUAGUACCUGCCACACAACCCUUUUGCUUGUGUUUUUAUAAUUUCUGCAGCACACAUUUUCUGCCGUGAGCAAAAAGAAACAGUAUUUUUAUUUCAUCAGGGUAAAAUGAUGCUCCUCACCCCUCCUUCCUGACAGCCUGCUGUAUUUCCCUCCAUCUGCGUCCUUUGGUACCUUAAUCAAGAAGUGUCUUAGCUAAUGAAAGAUUCUACUAUACAAAGCAAUCAUAAUGUUAAAUAAUUUAUUCCUUCCAACAAAGCAAUCGAUAGCCUGUUUGAGAUGUUGUGUUAAGUAUUUUUAAUGGCUUUUGGAAACAUUUUUUUCUGGUUCCUUUUAAAUUCUUUCACGUUCCCAAAGUGCUGUCCUUUUUGCUAUAGUAAAGCUUUGUUUUCCUUUAAGACAAUCCACAAAUAAUUCUAAUGCGGAUGCAGAGUACUCACCGGAAGUGAGGCAUCUCUCUUAAAGCUACCAGGUGUGUCUU